This is a messenger RNA of Poecile atricapillus (Black-capped chickadee), 3138 nucleotides long. It is a transcript of the gene KCNK2, whose product is annotated as potassium two pore domain channel subfamily K member 2. Gene Ontology annotation, molecular function: potassium ion leak channel activity; outward rectifier potassium channel activity. NCBI's taxonomy places the organism in Eukaryota, Metazoa, Chordata, Aves, Passeriformes, Paridae. The transcript has 7 exons. Bases 54 to 1289 code for a protein of 411 amino acids. The record is from RefSeq and is a predicted model, not a curated record. Gene Ontology annotation, biological process: potassium ion transmembrane transport; stabilization of membrane potential. Gene Ontology annotation, cellular component: membrane.
GAAAAAAUGCCUGCCCGUGGAGCGAGGAGAGGGCACCGGGUCGGUAAAUAAGAAUGGCGGCACCUGACUUGCUGGAUCCCAAAUCGGCCACUCAGAACUCCAAACCAAGAUUAUCAUUUUCCACCAAGCCUACCGUGCUCGCUUCACGGGAGGAAAGCGAUUCGGCCAUUAAUGUUAUGAAAUGGAAGACAGUCUCAACAAUUUUUCUGGUGGUAGUCGUGUAUUUAAUAAUUGGAGCAACAGUAUUUAAAGCCCUGGAGCAGCCUCAUGAGACCUCCCAGAGAACCACCAUUGUGAUUCAGAAGCAGACGUUUGUAUCUCAGCAUUCCUGUGUGAAUGCAACAGAGCUUGAUGAACUGAUUCAGCAAGUAGUGGCAGCAAUAAAUGCAGGAAUCAUACCUAUAGGAAACACAUCUGCUCAGAUCAGUCACUGGGACUUGGGAAGUUCCUUCUUCUUUGCUGGCACUGUUAUUACCACCAUAGGCUUUGGAAACAUCUCCCCACGCACACAAGGUGGAAAGAUAUUCUGUAUCAUCUAUGCCUUAUUGGGAAUUCCUCUGUUUGGUUUUCUGUUGGCUGGUGUUGGAGAUCAACUAGGGACAAUCUUUGGAAAAGGAAUUGCCAAAGUAGAAGAUACCUUUGUUAAAUGGAAUGUGAGUCAGACAAAGAUUCGCAUCAUUUCAACAAUAAUAUUCAUACUGUUUGGCUGCGUGCUGUUUGUUGCUCUUCCUGCAGUUAUAUUCAAGCACAUAGAAGGCUGGAACACAUUAGAUGCAAUUUACUUUGUGGUUAUCACUUUAACUACCAUUGGAUUCGGUGAUUAUGUUGCAGGGGGAUCCGAUAUUGAAUACCUAGAUUUUUAUAAGCCAGUGGUGUGGUUCUGGAUCCUUGUUGGGCUUGCUUACUUUGCAGCUGUCCUCAGCAUGAUUGGAGACUGGCUAAGGGUCAUAUCAAAAAAGACAAAGGAAGAGGUCGGGGAGUUCAGAGCCCACGCUGCAGAGUGGACAGCCAACGUCACCGCCGAGUUCAAGGAGACUCGAAGGCGCCUGAGUGUGGAGAUCUACGACAAGUUCCAGCGGGCCACCUCCAUCAAAAGGAAGCUCUCUGCAGAGCUCUCUGUCAACCACAACCAAGACCUGACCCCCUGCAAGAGAACACUGUCAGUGAACCACCUGACGAGCGAGAAGGACCUCUUGCCAGCUCUGACAAAGACGGACAGCAUUUACAUGAAUGGUUUGACGCCGCACUGUGCAGCAGAAGAGAUAGCCGUGAUCGAGAACAUUAAGUAGCCAUGACUUUGGAUCCCAGCCCUUGGGAAGCUCUCGGCUUAGACUAGCCAUACACCAUUUUUUUCCACCCUGUUGAUGACCAGUGCUAGCAGCAUUUUAUAUGUGUGCAUGAGUUCCACAGAAAAACUACAGUCCCGAGUUACCAUCGCAUCUCUUCAGAGACACAAAGACGAAUGGCACUGCUGUUUCCGAAAGAUGCUGGAACAAACAAUGUUUUCUGCCUUUAUCUGCCCAGACUGUUUUUCACUUCUAAUGUGCCAUAUGGCCUCACGAAUGAAUCUCACUUGUUUAUGGUAACAAUGUAGCUUUGAGGGAUCAGUCCUUAAAAUUUCAGGGUCUACCUUACUGAGCCUAGGAAUGGACCAUUUCAGGACUACAACACAUUUGUAAAUGGCAAGAAAUUCUUAUGCAGCCUUUUACCUAAGAAAUUUUGGUCAGUGCCUUAUCUUUUGAAGAACCAGAACCUCUACAGUUCCUGUACAACUUUUGUUUGUUUGGGUUUUUUGCAUGAGAAGUGUAUUUCAUUUAAGCCUUUUGUUCUUCUUGAAAUGGUGGUGUUUCAAAGGUGUCUGUUGUGAAGAUACCAACCAGCAUGAAUGAAUGCCAAAACUCAACAAUCAUCAAUUGAUGUUCUUAGCUCCAAAUUUAAAGGCACUGCAGUUUCAAAAGUUGCAAACCUGUCCCCCAGAAGCAUUUUGUUUUACUCAGGUCCAGAUGAUACUUGUUCACGCUGACUUGUAGGAUUUGCAGGCCCUUUUCAGGUCUUAGUUUUCCAAGCAGUGUUCAGCAGCUGUUUUUCUCUGCAUCAGAUGUACCAAAAAAAUCUGCAGCUUAUCUAUCACUAAAUUAUUUGGUAGAUGACAAGAGCAAAUAAAAAUUACUGUUUUCAUGAGAGGCAGGGGGAGGCUUUAAAUUGCUGUGUUCUAAAUAAUCACAUCCAAAAAAACAAUGCAGAAGAAUGCAGCUAUUUUUAAUAAGCAUAAACCUUCUGCCAGAUAUUUGGUAUGAAAAGGAUUCUUAAUUUCCUUUCUAAGCCAAGUCACCCCAGAGGCUACAUGAUAUUUUACCCGGGAAUCCUGGUGGAGUGCUUUCCUGAAUGUCACGUGGGCUGCCUGUGCCAGAGCUGUGGCUAUGUGGGAAUGCAAUUGAAACUGGUAUCACUGUGACUUUCUACAUUUCAAAUAGAGAUGGCUCUGAGUAUCAAUGCAGGCAUGAAGAAGAGCUGAUAAAUAGCACAAUCUGAAUACCGAUGAUUGUUCAAACAGGAUAGGCUUACAAGAAGCAGAUCUAAACCAGACUGUGGGUUUUCUUUAUUGGUUUUAAGAAAACACAUUAAUUUUGUACCUUCUGUUUUGCUUAUAGGUGUACAUGAGAUUCAGAAGAAAUGCAGGAUGGAAUGGAUAAUUUUUCAUUUUUUUUCCUUAUGUUAGUCUAUUGUAAUCUGGCUGUACAUAAAAUUAAUGGAACAGGCCUUAAAGAAAAAUUUAGGCUCUGUAAAUUAAAAAUGAAUGGGACUUUGAUGAUUGGGCAUGAUUCAAGUGGCAAAUCUUACAGCAUCUCUGACCAUUAGAUAACAUGCAAUAUAUGAAUGUUCAUGUUUUUUGGAUGCUUAGCUUGUUUUCUAAUAAAUAUAAGUUAAUAUGUAAAUUCAGUGUAAAUAUCAGUCAAUUAACAUUUACAGAGAGUACGCUUUUAAAACUAAGAAAGUUCCAUGACACAGCACCGAGCAAUGCUCUUAUAACAAAGACCCUUGUCUCCCCAGCACAGUGUUCUGAAUGUCCACAUGGCAAGGGUACUUCUUGCCAUGUAUAAACUGUGAAUUGCAAUGAAAAAUAAAGUUUUUAAUUAA